AGAGGGGAGGGGGAAGCUGUGGGUGAGGCCCGGUGCAUGGCGGUCAGGCGGCGGACUUGGUCCUCCACAGGUAAAAUGAAGCACAGAGUAGUUUUGGGAUCACCUGCUGAUCCAUUCUUGUUCCCUACUUUUUGAAAUGCUGAUCUCCAAUGUGAAACUUAUGUUCUUACCAGAAAAGAAUGGAAACUCUCAGCGAUCAAAUACGGAGCAACAUCAGAGCAAAAUGGAGAAUUUGGGACUGCAGACAAUGACUCUUUCUGAUGGGACAACAGCUUAUGUUCAGCAAGAUGCUCAUGCUUUUUCAGAAGAAAAGUUAAUUGAAGGACAAGUGAUUGAACUUGAGGAUGGAUCUACAGCUUUUAUCCAGCAAGUAAAUUUGCCAAGAGAGUCUAUCACAUUUGAAGAUGGUCAACCAGUUGCAUUGGAAGAUGGCACCAUGGCUUUUAUACACCAUCCAUCCAAAGAGGGUUAUGACCCCAACACCCUGGAAGCAAUCCAGCUGGAAGAUGGCUCCACAGCCUUUGUACACCGUCCUAUUUCCUUGCCCACAAGUAGCACCAUUCUUACAGUGCAAGCAGAUGUGCAGCUGGAUGGAUUGGCUGUGGAGGAGAAAAAUGCUGCCUUUGAUCUAGAUACCAUUACUGUCCUCAAGGAGUAUGCCACUCAGGGCUUCCAGGAGAAAGAAGUGCAAACCAAUGGGAAGGGACCACUGGUUGUCAGCAGAGGCUAUCGUUGUGGUCACAAAGGUUGUGGCCGCCUCUAUAGUACAGCUCACCAUUUGAGGGUUCAUGAGCGAGUUCAUACAGGUAUUCGGCCAUACAGAUGUGACUUCUCCAGCUGUGGGAAAGCUUUUGCUACAGGAUAUAGCCUGAAGAACCAUUUGAGAAUCCAUACAGGUGAAAAGCCGUACAAAUGCCCAGAGGAUGUUUGCAACAAAGCCUUCAAGACUUCUGGGGACCUGCAAAAACAUAUCAGAACACACACAGGUGAGCGUCCCUUCAGCUGUCCUUUUGAAGGCUGUGGCCGCUCUUUCACCACCUCCAACAUACGCAAGGUCCACAUCAGGACACACACUGGUGAGAGGCCAUAUAUGUGUCCAGAGCCCAACUGUGGGAGAGGGUUCACUAGUGCCACCAACUACAAAAACCACAUGAGGAUCCAUACAGGAGAGAAGCCAUAUGCGUGCAUGGUUCCGAGCUGCGGAAAACGCUUCACAGAAUAUUCUAGCCUCUACAAGCAUCAUGUGGUUCACACACAUUGCAAGCCAUACACUUGCAGUACUUGUGGCAAAACCUACCGGCAGACCUCUACACUGGCCAUGCACAAGCGCACCACUCAUGGGGAACUGGAAGCUACAGAGGAGAGUGAGCAGGCCCUCUAUGAGCAACAGAUGAAAGAUACUGCUCUUAUGAAUCCACUGAAAUUUCAGCAUGUUACUCUUGUGAAGGUAAAAACUGAAAAGGAUGAAGAUAGCAAGCCUGUAGCAGUGGAGACUGUGUCUCAAGAUGGAACAGAGCAGCUGGAAGAACAGCCAAGUUUGGAAGAUGCCAUCAGUAUGGCAGCUACUGCAACUCAGCAGGAGUCCACCAUGCUUAUGACAGCCAUGUUGAACAAUGGAUGCUGAGAUCUCAUUUGAAGCAUGAGAGAAUAGCUCUGUGCAGGGACGAUAGCAGCAAUAUAGAUAUUUGGAGGCUACAACACUUCUGUUUUGGAAUCCAGAUGUUGGGUUACUCCAUCAGCACCUGGACAGGGCCCUUGAUAAUUGCUGAAGUCUGUCUAUCCAGUGUGUGCAGUAGACAGCAAGAACCAGGUGAUGAAACAGCAUGGACUGUUGAAGAGACCUUGUUUUUCAGUUGGCCUCCUCUCACUGCAAUAACAUACAAUAAAACAUGGUGUCACAGGGCUGACCUCUCCUCCCAUCAGGUUGCAUGUGGCAGUUCCAAGAUCCUGGGGGAUGGCUGAAUCUUAGUAUGAUGGCUGCAUUUUACUCAUCUCCCCUCAUCAAGAUUGCUUCCCAGCAAUAGUGGUUCAGAUGGAAUGAUCCCUCAUGGACAAAGGAAUAUCUUAAAAAAUAAUGGCUUUUAUAACAUGUUGUUUGAUUCCUCCACUCUCUGGCACAGAUGGUAGAAUACUCCAAGGUGUAUUUAAUAAAGGUUUGAGCUUGGAA
This is a messenger RNA of Heteronotia binoei (common prickly gecko), 2167 nucleotides long. It is a transcript of the gene ZNF76, whose product is annotated as zinc finger protein 76. Gene Ontology annotation, cellular component: PcG protein complex; transcription regulator complex. The transcript has 13 exons. Lineage: Eukaryota; Metazoa; Chordata; Lepidosauria; Squamata; Gekkonidae. The record is from RefSeq and is a predicted model, not a curated record. Bases 137 to 1624 code for a protein of 495 amino acids. Gene Ontology annotation, molecular function: RNA polymerase II cis-regulatory region sequence-specific DNA binding; DNA-binding transcription factor activity, RNA polymerase II-specific. Gene Ontology annotation, biological process: regulation of transcription by RNA polymerase II.